CGAAUAAAAAUUAUAUAUAUAUAUAUAUUUAAAAUUAAUAAAAAGAAUAUUUAAUUCUUUCUAGUAUUGAAUAUUUUAAGAAUUAUUUUUUACGAAUAAUUAAACAUGCCUAAAAUUCGUGUGAAGAGAAGUGCCAUAUGGCGACAUUUUUCCAUAAAUUACCAAGAAGAUGGAUCACACGCGAUUGUCAAGUGCAACAAGUGCAAUCUCACGGUGCCUUAUUGUAAAAACACAACGAAUCUGUGGUCACAUAUUCGUAUACGUCACAAAAAUAUUCUAGAAAACGAACUACCUAGUCAACCAAAUAAAAAAACAAACCAAAAUCACGCGUCCACUUCGUGGAAAUCAUCCAGACAGAGAUCGUCAACUUCUUCGAAAAUUUGUGAUAUAUCGGAAAAAUAUUUUGAUUUGAGACGAGACAGAGAGAUAACACGAUCUUUGAUACAAAUCAUAGCCGAAAACGUAAUCCCGUUCUCCACGGUGUAUGGAAAAGGAUUCACAAAUUUCAUAAGAACGUUGAACGACAAAUACAAAGUGCCAGAUAAAGAUACCUUGAUUUUAGAAUAUCUUCCAGAAUUGUACGAGCGUAAAUGCGUAGAAAUGAAUGAAAUUUUAUCGAAAGCGACGAAUAUUCACCUUACCACAAGUUUAUGCACAGAUUCUAAACGCGGAUUACCAUUUAUGAUAACGAUCGCGCAUUUUUGCGCCAACGAAGUCCAGCAUCAUAAAGUUUUGCAGAUCUCGUGCCUGAAACAAAUGAAUAAAACGACUAUAAGCGAGAACUUGUUAAAAGUUGCUGACACUUGGAAGAUCGCUUCGAAAAUAAGAACUGUCGUUUACAAUGGUAAAAGUGAUAUUGUGAACACGAAUGAAACAGAAUGGCGACAGAUAUAUUGUUUCGGUCGCACGUUGAACUUGAUCACACGAAACGCUAUAAGAGAUACUGAAAUUAUAAACGAGGUGGUGAAUAAAUGUCGAAAUAUUGUUCAUUCUUUUAGAUUCAAUAGCACCGUUACGAAAUUAUUGAGGAAGCAUCAACUUGGAGAAAAUUCAUCGAAAAUUUCGAAUUUGUUCAAAGAUACUGAUCGAUGGACCACUGUGUAUUUAUUGUUGAACAAUAUAAACGAAUUAAGAUCUGUUCUAUCAGAAGUUUUUCUCAAAGUGUCGCAGAAGGACGUACCAUCCUUGACAGAGCAUGAAUGGAGGAUAAUUUCCGAGAUGAUAAGGGUUUUGAAACCAUUGCACGAGGCUACGAGAGAAUUAUUGGUCGAUUGUACCGUGACAAUUUCAAAAAUAAUACCCAUAGUUCAUGGUGUGGAGGCUGCUUUGAAAAAUACGGAUAAUUUGUCGCAAGAUGUGAUUUUGUUCCGUGACAAUUUAUUAACAUUUUUCGGUAAACGAUUUGAGAAUAUCGAAAAAAAUCCUGUUUACGCCAUUGCCACGUUUUUGGAUCCUAGAUACAAGGAUAUCGCGUUUCAAUCGAAAGAAUGUGUUAAAUUGGCGAAACAUUUGUUGAUUCAGGAGUUAAAUUAUUGUUUCAAUAAUGAAAAGAAUAAUUCUGAUUUACAUAUGGAUAAAGUGGAGAUAAAAGAGGAGAAUAAAGAAACGAAUAUUUUGUGGGCAGUAUUCGAUAAGAGAGUUCAAGAGUUGCAGAUUGAAUUUGAUAAUUGUGAAAUUUAUUAUUCAUUGAAGUAUGAAUUGGAGAGAUACGCAAAUGUGAAAAUAAUUAAUAGAAAAACCGAUCCAAUCAUAUGGUGGAAUAACAUGGGCCAUUCAACGUUUCCAAGGCUUUCGAAACUUGCAUUAGAAUAUUUAUGCAUACCUUCAUUCUCUGCACCUAAAAAUCUCUUGUUUUCAAAAAUUCGUAAAAUUUUAUUUAAUCGAGAAAUGGAAUUACCAACGAAAUAUAUUAACAUGUUGGCUAUAAUAAAUUUAAAUUAA
This is a messenger RNA of Apis laboriosa (Himalayan honeybee), 1941 nucleotides long. RefSeq names its product E3 SUMO-protein ligase ZBED1. Gene Ontology annotation, molecular function: DNA binding; protein dimerization activity. Lineage: Eukaryota; Metazoa; Arthropoda; Insecta; Hymenoptera; Apidae. The coding region runs from base 106 to 1941 and encodes 611 amino acids. The record is from RefSeq and is a predicted model, not a curated record. The transcript has 2 exons.